Gavialis gangeticus (Gharial) is the source of this 3491-nucleotide messenger RNA. RefSeq names its product solute carrier family 38 member 9 (gene SLC38A9). NCBI's taxonomy places the organism in Eukaryota, Metazoa, Chordata, Crocodylia, Gavialidae. The transcript has 14 exons. Gene Ontology annotation, biological process: amino acid transmembrane transport. The record is from RefSeq and is a predicted model, not a curated record. Gene Ontology annotation, molecular function: amino acid transmembrane transporter activity. The coding region runs from base 225 to 1817 and encodes 530 amino acids.
GGAAGAGAGAAGUGUUGGGUACAAGUGUAUAUAUAAGAGAUGGCACUGACAAGCAUGAACAUAUUUUUUUGGUUUCCCUAGUAUAGUUUGAAUUCCUGGUUUAUAUAUGUUAGGAGCUCCUGAGAGCAGAAAAAUAUCUAUCACAUAUAAACAGUAUUGUGAAAGGGGGUUGUGAAUGUGGGCUACAAGUAGAUUUUGUUUUUAAACCUGUUGCUGAUGGAGCCAUGAUCAGACACAGACCAUUCCAUGUGGAGCCUACAAACAUUGUUAGUGUGAAUGAUGACACACAAAGAGUUACAGACGAAGCAUCAGCAAUGAAUAAGCGGAUUCAUUACUAUGGCAGGCUUACUUCUCCAUCAGACAGGGCAUUGAUUGCUCCUGAUCACGUUCUUCCAGCUCCAGAUGAAAUCUAUGUGUACAGCCCAUUAGGAACUGCUUUCAAAGUGGAUGGGUGCACAGAAAGCUAUGGUAAAAACUCCAGCAUAGUAACAAUAUUUAUGAUCUGGAAUACAAUGAUGGGUACAUCUAUACUAAGUAUCCCAUGGGGAAUAAAACAGGCAGGAUUUACCAAUGGAAUUAUUUUGAUAUUACUAAUGGGACUUUUGACACUUUACUGCUGUUACAGAGUUUUGAAAUCACGGACUAUGAUAGAAACUUCAAAAGAUACUUCAAACUGGGAAUUCCCAGAUGUUUGCAAGCACUAUUUUGGAUCCUUUGGUCAAUGGUCCAGUCUCUUUUUUUCAAUGGUAUCACUUGUUGGAGCCAUGGUUGUUUAUUGGGUACUUAUGUCCAACUUCCUGUUCAACACAGGAAAAUUUAUAUACAAUUAUGUUAAUGACAUUAAUGUCACAGAUAUCAUGUCUGGCACUAAUGGAAGUACUAGAGUCAUAUGUCCAGGUAUUCCCAAUGAUCCUCAACCAGACAACAACAGUGAGACGUUACGUUCUGCCAAUAACUCAGACUUCGAGUUGUUCGAGAUGUGGUGGGGCAAAUCAAAAACCGUGCCAUUUUAUUUGAUUGUUGUUCUUCUGCCUCUGCUGAAUCUGAAGUCGCCUUCUUUCUUCGCCAAGUUUAAUGUCCUAGGUACAGUUUCAGUUGUCUACUUAAUUUUUCUUGUCACCGUGAAAGCUGCACAUCUGGGAUUCCAUAUAGAAUUCAGCUGGUUCACAUCUAACAAAUUCUUUGUGCCAGAAUUUAGAAUUCUGUUUCCUCAGUUUACAGGAGUUCUGACACUAGCCUUCUUCAUCCAUAACUGUGUUAUCACUCUCCUUCAGAAUAACAAAAACAAAGAAAACAAUGUGAGAGACCUUUCCAUUGCUUAUUUCCUCGUAGGGUUGACAUAUCUCUAUGUUGGAGUGUUAAUUUUUGCAACAUUUCCUUCUCCACCAUUAUUCAAAGAGUGUAUUGAGCAGAAUUUUUUAGACAAUUUCCCGAGCAAUGACAUCAUGUCAUUUGUUGCAAGAAUGUUCCUGCUGUUCCAGAUGAUGACUGUGUAUCCAUUGCUGGGCUAUCUUGCAAGAGUUCAGCUGUUAGGACAAUUCUUUGGAAAUAUUUAUCCAAGUAUUUUUCAUGUGUUGGCUCUGAACAUAGCAAUUGUAGGAGCUGGAGUGGCAAUGGCAAUAUUCUAUCCCAAUAUAGGAGGUAUCAUACGGUAUUCUGGAGCAACAUGUGGUCUUGCCUUUGUAUUUGUGUAUCCAUCCCUCAUCUACAUGAUCUCCCUGCGUGUUGUGGGGAAGCUGACAUGGCCAAUACUAAUCACUCACAUCUUUAUAAUCAUCCUAGGACUGGCAAAUCUGAUUGCACAGUUCUUAUUAUGAAAAUUCUUCGUGGGUAUCACAAAUGACCUUUGUGAGAUUUGAUUACAGCCUUGAACACUAAAUGCUGAGGACUGCAGAUCUGAUUCUGUUUCUACAUAAGAAAACUUGCACUUUCAAAAGCAAUGGACAAAGAUGUCUUAGCAGCAGUAUUCAGGAGUUGGAAAGUAAAAGCAUCUUGCUCUUUUGAAAAUGCUAUAUCGCAAUAAAUAAAUAGGUCAAAUUUUGUUCAUAAUUCAGUUCCAUUAGGUACAGGGAAGCUACAUCAGGGAUGAAUUUCGCUUUCUAGAGAAACAUUUUCAUAUGGAUAAAAGAUGGUACAGUUCACUUUUAAACAGCUACAUUUUUAUUCUUAUUUUGUGGAAUUCCCCUUUUUUUCUAAGAAAUAAGUGUUCCUAUUCUUAACAAACAAGCUCUUGUCAUGUUGUACAAUGACAGUUCUAAAUAUUAGUAGCUGCAGUGAAUUUUAGUGCAUUGUUUCGAACCAAACACUUACUGAAAAAAGGGUUAUGUUUGUGAAGCCAUUUUUACAGCUACUUGAAUUGCAAUAUGCCCUCCUGUACAGGCACUACAAAUUUGUUUGGUAACUUUUUUUUCUUCCUUUUUGCAGGCUGUCUCAGUUAAAAAACACAUAAAAAGGAACUGGGAUACAGGCACUGUAUUUGGGCUCCCAGAAUAAGUGAUGUUGUGACAGUAGGGAACAAAUACAGAACAAAUUGGUGGCUCAACUGGAGUUAAGACACAGGCUCCCUCUCACUUUAGGCCCUUUAACAUAGGGGUCAGCAACACACAGCCCAAGGGCAGUAUCCAUCCCACAGAGCCAGAGGACUUUGCUUUGCAUUCGUACAGGCACCACUUCCCCAGCUCCUCACUCAGUGGCUGUAGGGUGCAGAGCUGGGGGAACAGGAAAAGCAGUGUCCCUGCAGACAUGGCUUUUAGCUGCCUGGCCCUGGUAUGGGUGCAGGCAAAGCCCCCAGUUGCUGACGUGCCACCGAAGCCACCCACCCUACAUUGAACCAGAGCCAGGUUCUAGCCUGCAGCUUAUUAAAGGUUUCCUCCUACUGCUUUUGAAACUAAUCAUUAGAUUAGAUACUCGGGUGCUUUCAUGAGUCACAACUUUAACUCUGCAGAGCAUUCUUGCAUUUCUGGUGUAGGCCUCCUUGUAUCUCUGCAGGAUCACAGACUGAAAAUGUCGUUGUGGAAAAAUAGCAUUCUUCAACUCCGCUCUACAAUUCUUGGAAAGAUGUUGACAUGCUGACAAAAUAGCACUCUUAAAUAUUGUAGGCUAAACUGAAUGAGAAUGCACAAAUACUUAAAACAAUUAUCUUUUUGUGUAUCUCUGCAAUAGUCAGUAUUAAAAAGCAGUUGAUCUAAUAUGCAAUGUAAACCAAAUUUUCAGAACCUCUGGUGCAAAAUUAUUGAUAUCAUUACUUAGCCAGGUAUUACAGUACCUUCAGACAGUCAGCUAGGUGGUUAAUUAGUCUAAUAUCUUUCCUAUUAAUGUUACUGCAUGUGCAACUUGACACCUAUAGUUGUAAAAAGCUAAACCCAUGACGGUAAAGUAGAUACCAGUAAGGUAUUGCCUGAAGGAAGCUUUUAGGACUACAAAAAAUGUGCACAAAACUGGAAAUGUACACAGGUAAAUCAGAAAUAAAGAUUGAGAUUUCUGUGAAGUCC